AUGUCGGAACCAGUCGAGAGAAUCGACAAGAGAAAGGUCAAGUUUAAUUUAAUGCGUCAGGAAAACAAAAAUAAAAACGAAACCAAAGUCGAUGACACCCAAGGAGUAGAUGAAACCCAAUUGCGAGGCCACAAAAUCAGGGACAUCUUCCACUCAGGUGGUCAAUCGACCAGUAAAG
Molecule: messenger RNA, 178 nt
Organism: Ambispora gerdemannii
Lineage: Eukaryota; Fungi; Glomeromycota; Glomeromycetes; Archaeosporales; Ambisporaceae
Source: the annotation of a GenBank genome assembly